Plasmodium adleri (nom. inval.) is the source of this 219-nucleotide messenger RNA. RefSeq names its product conserved Plasmodium protein, unknown function. Lineage: Eukaryota; Apicomplexa; Aconoidasida; Haemosporida; Plasmodiidae. The transcript is spliced from 2 exons. The record is from RefSeq and is a predicted model, not a curated record. Bases 1 to 219 code for a protein of 72 amino acids.
AUGGCAAUAACAGCAGGAAAGUGUUGUAAACAUAUUAGGAAAUAUUUUACGAAUGGAUUAAAAAAAAACAGUCUUCCAUAUUUUAUGUAUUGUAAAAACAAGCCGUUUUUAAUGAACUCUAAAUUUGUUCAGAAAUAUAAAUUAGAUAGUGUACCUAAGAAUGUUAUAAAUAGGUAUGUACAAGAUAAGAGAAGGUUGAAGAACGACGACAUUGAUUGA